AUGGAUUACGUUUUAAAUUAUAACCAUACAUCAUCUUCCGUUGAUUUUCAUGAUUUAGAUGAUGAUUUCUUAUCGGUACCCAAAUCUUCAUCAAUAAAUAUGGGUAUAUUAAAAAAAUUUGGGCUCCAAAAAAUUAGAGAAAGUUUCAGUGCAAAAUUUAGUCAGCAACAGCCAAUGAUUAGUGCCGAUUUUUAUAAAUACACAAAUGGUACCAAUUCUGAAACUAAUACCACCACAGCAACCAGCAGAACUGGACUAGUUCCCACCACAUUAGCUACUAGUAAUGGAACAAUAUUCGAUGACCAAAAAAAAAUACUAUAUCCGUUUUCUAAAAAUGCAAUGAAUUACUUGAAACAAAGUGUCUAUGAUGAUGAAAAUAGUUACAAACUUUAUUUAAAGUAUGGUGGAUGGGAUCACGAUAGAAGGGGUGGUUAUAAAAUGUACAACAAAACUAGUAGUAGCACCGAUGGUCCUGUUAAUAAUACUAAUAACACUAUAGAUGGAAAUGAACAACUACAACAACAAAGCAAUAUUUCUCAAAAUAAAAACAUAAGCACAGCUCAUGUUUCACCAAAGGCAACACCGACUUUAGAACUCAAAAGAAACGAUAACAAAGACAACAACAAAAUAUCCGAUAACUCAAAUCAUGAAAACAAAAGCGCAAACACAUUUUUGACUAAUCUAGUUGAUAUGACUAGUGGUCAUUAUAUAACAAUAGCAGAACCCAUUCCAAUGUCAGCGCAAAACGAAGAUAAAAUCCAAGAAGAAAACGAAGACAAAAGUGAAGAAAACAACCAACACCAUCAAGUGGUAUCAGAAGAUAGAUUAUCUGAUGAAAUGUGUAUGAAUUUUGAUCCUGUCGAGGUGGUGCUAAAAACCAUGCAAUUAAAAGGGAAACCAACAACAUCAUCGAAUAAACACAAGUGGAAAAAACAGCUUAGACAACUACAAAAAAAGCUCUUGCAUAAAACUGAAAAAGAAACAAAUAGCAGUGAGUUUAUGCGUGAAUUGGAAAAAUUAAUAAAAAAUAAAAAAGCCACUAUCAAAUCAUUUUCAAAUUUAUUGUCUAUUUUGGCCAAGUGGCAACAAGAUCAAAAGGCCCGUUCUUUGGAAGAGUUGUCAAUGAAUAUCUUGGAUGAUUUGAACUUAUUAUUGAAUAAUACUUUCCAAAAUGAAGUGAAAAUAUAUGAAAAACUAGAGUUAUUGGAUGAAUGGCUCUACCAAUUACGUAUUAGAGAGGCUUCUUUAUUCAGUUCCCAAGCAGUUGCCAUUCAGGAACUUAUUAAAAUAAAAAAACUGAAAAGAGAAGGUGACCCAGAUUUCUCCUUUUUAAAGAUGGAUUAUGAUAAAGCUAAAAGUUCCACGGAAUAUGACGGUCAGGAAUACAACAGGUUCUUGGUUAUGACGGGCAAAAUGUUAUUAAGUAAUUUUUGUUUAGAUUUAAAUUCCAGUUAUAAUGAAUGCAGUACAGUUACAGAAAGGCUAUUUUUUAGGUCUUUCACAGAUUUGGCAUUGAUAUAUCCUUUUAUUAUGAAACAGAAAGUUGGUGAAUAUCAUAGAUAUAACGCUCUAGAAAAUUUUGAUUUCAGUAAAAACUCUGUUGAUAAGCUAAUUAUACUACACACUGAAUAUUCUCAAUUACACGACAAUGCAUUUCCAAGUCCAGCCAUUACCGAAUUUUUAAACAAUUUUGAUAUCAAUGAGUUGUCUUCGGCACAGGAAGAUAGACAACAACGAGAAGGUACUAACGAAGAUUUUUCUGAAGAAACAAGCUUGACGUCAAAAAAAAGUUUUGUGCAACAAAAUAUACAAGCUAAUGAAAAUACCUUAGCAAAUGGUUCCACUUCAGAUAAGGAAAAUACCAUCACAAAUGAUAACAUCAUCGCUUCCAAUGCAAGCAAACAAAUAAGAGAUAGAGAUAAUGGUAAUAUUAAAACGAAAAGUGGGGGGAAUAAAAAUCCGUUAACAAACCAUCUUAAUGAAAAUAACAACAAUGGUGUCCAUGAUAAUAAUGAAAAAAAGAAUGGUAAUAAGACUUUGGUUGAAAACGAAAAUAAAAGGAAUAUAUCUUCACAAGCUUCUAAUUCAAAAAAUAAAACACUAGAUCCUAAAACCAUAAUUGCACCGGAUUUGGAGGAUUUGCCCUCCUUAGAGUCAUACUCCAUCAACGAUUUUGAGGAUGAAAAUGCGAGUGGUGUUGUUGAAAAUCUAGCAGAUAAUAGUUCUAAUGUGGCUGCCCCAAUUGGUACCGAUAGGUCCAAGUUUGCAAUUAAUUUUUUUAACAAAUCUAUUUUAACAACUCCACUUUUUAAUAAAAAACAGUUGGGAGAAAGUGACAUACAAAAAGCCAAUCCUGAUCUUAACAGCAAUGUUGAUAGCGAAAGGAAAAAUGAUCAUAAUGUACAACGAUCUGAUCCAUUAGAAUCUAAUCAUUGGGCUUAA
Messenger RNA from Saccharomycodes ludwigii, 2442 nucleotides. RefSeq lists its product as uncharacterized. The record is from RefSeq and is a predicted model, not a curated record. Lineage: Eukaryota; Fungi; Ascomycota; Saccharomycetes; Saccharomycodales; Saccharomycodaceae. The coding region runs from base 1 to 2442 and encodes 813 amino acids. The transcript has a single exon.